AUGGUUUCUCUAGCAUAUGCCGAGCCUGUAGAAAUCAGACGUAAAAAAAAAUCAACUCACCUAACCGUAAUGGAAUGGGAUCCUGAAAAAUCAAAUAUACUGGACGUUCGUGCAAAUAAUAUGCAGGACCUGAUUUAUAAACGGGGUCAGGUCAGUGUCAAUAAAGCUUAUAUUACUCCUGUUGCUAGUGAUGACAAGAAUAUGAAAGAUAAUUCGACGCACAUGAUUAAAAAGUUAUCUCAUAGUGAUCAAAAUAGAAAAUCUGCUUCUAAACUGAAGGAAUUUGCCUCAAAUUCAUCUGUUCGUCGUGACUCAAGCUUCUCUUCUUCAAUUCAUAUGAGCAAUACUGAGAAAAAAAGCUGGUUGCAAGAAGUUCGCAAUUUAAAUGGAAAUCCCGAUUCUCAUAUAUCGAAAAGGUCACAUUUCCCAAUUGUCGUGGGUCUUACUGCCUGGAUGCAGCCAGCCAGAGCUGGAAUUGGUGCUGCAAUAUCAGAAAUAAUUGCGAUACCAGUGACAAGAAUGAAAGUUUCAACGACAAAUCCUCAAAUUUUAAUUUUAGGAACUGUAGAUACCUUUGCACACUCUUUUGCAGCUAUUCUAUCUGCUUCGCAGUCUUACAACAACUUCUCCAACAUGUCCGCUGUACCUAUAGUCACCAUAUCUGCUCUCUUAACACCUGACUCACACACCGAAGAACUCUUGGGAGCCUUAACAAUUGAAUAA
Molecule: messenger RNA, 723 nt
Organism: Funneliformis geosporum
Lineage: Eukaryota; Fungi; Glomeromycota; Glomeromycetes; Glomerales; Glomeraceae
Source: the annotation of a GenBank genome assembly